Pelobates fuscus (common spadefoot toad) is the source of this 3274-nucleotide messenger RNA. RefSeq names its product zinc finger protein 750 (gene ZNF750). The record is from RefSeq and is a predicted model, not a curated record. Gene Ontology annotation, biological process: positive regulation of transcription by RNA polymerase II; epidermis development. The transcript has 3 exons. Gene Ontology annotation, molecular function: DNA-binding transcription activator activity, RNA polymerase II-specific; promoter-specific chromatin binding; RNA polymerase II cis-regulatory region sequence-specific DNA binding. Bases 276 to 2309 code for a protein of 677 amino acids. Gene Ontology annotation, cellular component: nucleus. NCBI's taxonomy places the organism in Eukaryota, Metazoa, Chordata, Amphibia, Anura, Pelobatidae.
CCUAAGCAGUUACAGUGAGAACAGGUAGCUCUGCAGAUACUGGGACAACUCACAGGCUGAACAUAUUGCUAGCUGAUCCUGAACAACCUGCUCCUGUGUCAUUUUGAAAACAACGCUGCAGGUUGUGAAUCAACGGAUUUCUCAACGACGGUUGGGAGAAAGAAAAAAACUUGAAAGACUGGAAUUUUGUGACAAGCUAUCACCGGGAAAGUAGUGUCUGCAAGUGAACACUAGGUGGAAGACUCUCUAGAAGAAAAAACAAAGUAGCAAAGAAAAUGUCACUGAAGGAACGCAAGCCCAAAAAGCCACAUUACAUCCCCAGACCACCAGGCAAACCAUUUAAGUACAAGUGUUUUCAAUGUCCUUUUACCUGCAAUGAAAAAUCUCAUUUGUUUAACCAUAUGAAGUACGGACUCUGCAAAAACUCCAUUACAUUGGUAACAGAGCAAGACCGGGUGGUCAAGAGCCCAAAGUCCAGCACUUUGGAACCAAAGCAAACAAAUUCAGAAGCCUUUGUGAAGCCGGUCCCAUCCCUAUCCAUUGAACUGGAAGCCUUGGACUCUAAAACUCAACAUGAAGUUACAAAAGAAGAAGUGAAGGAGAAUUUACAUCUAAAAAAUGAGGCAAUUGCUCGUGUAGACAAAACAGCUAGUCAGAAGGAAGUGCUUCUGUCCUCAACAGCUGGCCACAGCUCAGUCAGUAGGCCUCCAUCUUUGGAUGGCAAUGCAAGGCCUUCAGCUUUCAUGCCAGUAGGAGAACAUCGGUUUUUGAAGGGUUCAGAGACUGUGCGUAUGCCAGAAAUUCCAGGUGAGCAGAACAAAGGGGGACACAGUGCGAGGUCUGCUUUUCAAAGUCUGCCAAGCCCCUGGACACCUGGGCUGAUUCCCACUGAAAUUAGCCACAAGACAAUUAUGCCUCAUUAUAUGAAUCCUGGAUUCAAUCAUCAGUUUUAUUCAGAGCAUAGAUACCCACUUCAUGCACCAUAUUCCUUCCAUGGAAGCUCUUCAGAGACAGAUAACCGGAUACUGCCUGUUUACCCUACACCCGAGCAAAGACAUUAUAUUCCACAUCAUCUGCAAACCCCAGGACUGUCCCUUCCUAAACCCAUAAACCCACUUUAUGAACAUUAUAGACUUCUACAAGCCUUCCCACAAAGUCCACAAAUUCCAUAUGCAUUUCACAGGCCAAGUGAAAAUUUGUUUUUACCAUAUGGGUUUAAAUUUCCAUCUGCGCCCAACUUCUCAAAAGAUCACAUCUCUCAAAAACUAGAAAGCACACCAUUUAUCUACCCGUCAUCAAGUCCACCUGGGCUGUAUACUGUAGAGUCCAUUCAGAAGUACAUGGAGUGUCAAAAGGAUGCCCUGCAAGGGCAAGCUAAAAAUACAGACUCUAAAAAUGAACCAGAAAUUUUGAAAAUGAGCCCCCGAGCAGGAACUGCAGCUACAGGAUCACCUGGGCGGCCAAGCCCAACUAACUUUACUCAGAACAGCCAAGGGUAUGAAGGAAUCUUUGACCUCUCCGGCAAAUCCAAUUCCUCAUCAGAAAAUGCGGAGAAGCUUGGACAAGGUUUUACAGCCUUUAAACCAGUGCGAAAAAGAACAGACUCUCAAACAACGCAGAGCAGAGAAAACUCUCCAAGUGUCGAAAAUGAAGACACCUACUCCCAGGCGGAGAAGUUUGCUGUUGAUGCUGGAAGCAUGCCAAUCACACGAGAGGAUGACAUUUCAGUUGCCCCCCUCAAUCUUUCAAAGAAAGCAGAGGUUGAGGAAAGACCAGAUUAUGAGCACAAAUACAGCAGUGCAUCAGAUGAUGACGAUGUCGACAUUGAGGAUCAAGACAUGCCUCUGAAUCUCUCGGUGAAAGACAACUGCAAAAACCCAACCCCAACUCUUCCCGGAAAUAGUCCAGCAUCACCGAGGGAAGCCUCAUUUUCACCAAAUUAUCAGAUUAACAAAAGCGUAGAGAAGGACACAUUGAAAACCACUUCCACUCAAAUUUUAGGUGCCACUGAAAACUGUGAUGAGCAAAAGCAGUCAGCAGCUGUUGCCCUUUGUCAGUUGGCAACCUACAAUCCGGGAGCGGUAGCUAAAAACAGCGAUGAAAACCACUCUGAACACCAAUGUGUCUCGCCCCAGCAGGUCCCUGUAAAAACCGCUGAAGUCCAAGAUGUCGACAAUCAUGUAAAACAGAGAGGGCAGAAGAGGGCAAAUCCCAGAGAACCCCAAAAGUCUCAACCCACAAACAAAAAAGGAAAAUCUGCUGAUUCCAGCAGAGUAGGUUCACUGAGGAAAAGACCACGCGUUGUAUAAAUGUGUACUGUACACAGGGAACAAACACGUGGACUUUAAUCUAAAACAAGCCAGUAACUAACUGAUUAUUCAAGACAAACUCAAUCAUAAGCUGCUUCCCAUGAAUGGGUCACUCAGAUCUAAAAUGUUAUUAUUAAAGGUCUGAGAGAACUUCCUUAUAGUAUUAAGCAAAAAAAUCUCAAAUAAUUAAACUUUGUUUUGAUCAGUAUGGCUUUAAGAGAUCUGGUGUUGUUAAGCACUAAAGUGUGUUAAAAGCGAUAUGUGUUUAUAUGAACACUUAAACAGAUCUUUUUUAUUUACAGGUGUUUAUUUAAUAAACAUAAAAAAAAAUGUAUGUGAAAAAUAACUUAGUUGAGAAAAAAAAUAUUCACAUCACCAUUUUGUGAGCUCUCACCGUUAAGAGAAUAAGUUCACCUGGCUCAAGCGAAAACUGCUUUUUGGGUAAUGGUGUUAAAGUAUUCCAAAUGACUACAGUGUAUUGACAGCUAAUAUUUAGCUGAAAUCGGCGAAUAACAGGCAUCCACAAUUUAUAGGAAAGGAAUUAAAAAUUGUACAGAGGGGCCACAAGAAAUUGAAGGUUUGAAUCCUUUUGCGUAGAAGGGUUUUGUGAGUUAAGAGUUAUUUAUCAGGUCCCAUAAAAAAUGCCAUAACUUAUAUAUGCUUUUCUUAUGUAUUUAAUAAUACAGCACAAUUGUACAUUUAAAUAUCUAAUAUUCCCAUAAAAUUGAGGAAUUUUGUUUUUGUUCUUCUAAAAUGUGAAAACAUAGUUUUCUUUGUAUAGCAAACCUCUGGUAUUUAAAUGUAGAUCUAUAAACAUAUAUGUCUUUGUGUAAUUUAUUUUUGUAUAAAAUUAGACAUGGCACUAGAGGUGAUGGAUUUAUGUAAAUAAAAGAGGGUUUUUAUGCUUUUUUUUAGGAUGUUAUACUUUCUGUAUAUAUUAUUACUGUCUACCUGCUUUACUUUGU